GGACGUGGCUAAAAACCAAAACAGUGCAGCAGCAGAAACAGGAGAAGCUCCAGAGAUGUGGAGUCAGUGUGGUUCGGGCAGGAGAGCUCCGGAGAUUACUCACACAUCAUCUGUUAUGCUUUAGUGUUGCUGUGUGUUCCAUGGUGCUAUUAUCGCACUGACACGGUUAAUCUUCAUCAUCAUCUUCAUCAUCAUCUCUGACUAACACACAGACAUGGAGUCUUCUCUGGAGUUCAGCAGCUCUCUGACCAGCUCCACACUGCCUCCUCCACGCACCAGGAUCUUUAAGAUCAUAGUGAUUGGAGACUCUGGGGUGGGAAAGACCUGCCUCACCUACCGCUUCUGUGCAGGAAGGUUCCCGGACAAAACAGAGGCCACCAUCGGGGUGGACUUCCGGGAGAAGGUGAUAGAGAUUGAUGGAGAAAAAAUCAAGGUCCAGUUGUGGGACACAGCUGGUCAGGAGCGUUUCCGUAAGAGCAUGGUGCAGCACUACUACAGAAACGUGCAUGCCGUGGUGUUUGUGUAUGACGUGACGAGUGCGGCAAGUUUCCGCAGCCUCCCAGCAUGGAUCGAGGAGUGCCGGCAGUACGCGCUCGGCCAUGAGGUGCCCCGGAUCCUGGUGGGCAACAAAUGCGACCUGCGCCACGCCAUUCAGGUGAGCACCGAGGUGGCCCAGCAGUUCGCUGAUGCCCACUCCAUGCCUCUGUUCGAGACGUCUGCUAAGAGUCCACAGGGAGAGAGCAACGACAGCGACCACGUGGAGGCCAUCUUCAUGACGGUGGCACACAAGCUGAAGUCACAGAAGCCGCUGGUGCUUAGUCAGCCGGCCAACACGGUCACACUGAGUGGGCAGGGCCAGGAGGAGGAGUCACGCGGAAGCUGGGCGUGCACCUGCUGGAGGGGCUAUUGAGGGACAUAGGGGCUUGGCUAAAUCACUCAAUAUACUAGACGACUUAAAGGGAAGUAGAGUCAAAUGUUUAAAGGAUACGAAAUCUCCAAAGUAUCCGUGAAGGUCAGAGGUUGCCAAACAAACGGCUUGGUUAAGACAUGGGAUUAGAGGCUGAUUAACUGCAUCCUAGGCGUGAUUGCGAUGCUAACUUCUGUGAACUGAACCCUACACGUCUUCUGUGCUCCAUGGAAAAUCCUUAACUCGAGGAUGAAUCUCAAUUUCAGAUCAACAUCCAGACUUGAGUUCUACCUUUUAAUGAAAGACGGCAUAAAAAAAACUACUCGGCUUAUUAGACUUUAACUGAUUAACCGACACAAGCAUGCAAACUCAAUACCUUGAAAAUUAGACUAAGCUAAACAGAUAAACACUAUCAGAAGAAGAAGUAGGUGUUUGCCAGUAUUUAUUAUUUUUUUGGUCUUUGUACUGUAAUCCUUGAGAUCGCUGCACUAGGAAAAUAAUAAAAUACGCUACUGCAAUACGCAAACGUAAAAAUCUGACCGUUCAUCACAGGUCGCGUUCGAGUUUUUUUGUGGCUGGCACUCGUUAUUAAGCUAAGAGCACUUUGUUCCGUGUUACUGUACCGUGUAUGUAAUGACCAGAAAUGAGUUUGGCUUUCGCUGUUUUUUUUUUGCUUGGGGAAAGAAAAAAAAGAAAAAAAAAGAAAAACAACAGUUGCCUCCAAUAGUCGUAUCAUCGUGACGCCUAAAACUGAAAGUAUUGCCAAGUGUAGAAGCUGUGCAGUAGAUCUCUAGAUUAAAUAAUCGAUCUCGUUAAUUAUGGACCAUAAUAAUAGUUAUGAUAAUAACAAUAAUUUGGGAUUUUUAUUAAGAAUAAAAAACAGGAUUUUUAGUGAGCCCUCGUGAGAAAUAGCAGCUACAUUGUUGGUGCCCUGUGAGAAUAAACACAUCGCCGUUUACGAUAUAAUCACCAUAUUUAAUAAAAUCCCAUCUCACUGGUCAGCAUUUCGCUUGUAACAAUCCUAUGUGGCUUAUUCAUAGGGCUGAAAAUGCAAACAUAAAUAAAAAAGCUAUGCUGCUUUCGCAUUGGGACGACAAAAUAAAACGCCUCACUGCUAAGUCGCUUCUUCCGUUCGCAAAGUUUCGUUACUGUCACGUACAGAAAUUCUGAUUCCCAGUCGGCUGGCGUCUGAACGUUAAUAACGAUCCGUGUAAUUAAUGUAAUCGAUGCUCCCGAUCCUAAUGUUGUGUUAAAACAGGUUUUCAUUGCUACACCUCACUCUUGUGGUAUUCGCCAUGAUGGAAUAUUUUCUAGCUGUAACACGAUGUUGACGUUCCUCAGCGUGGAUGUUAGGUCAGGAGCUGAUGCUAAGUUUAGUUAGACUGCCUUUUUUUUUUUAACGCCACGAGGUCCUUGAGACGCUCAGUUUGUCCGUACAGUCUGCCAUGAUUCUUUUUAGCGUGAUGUAUACAAAGAAAUACUUAGACUUAGAGUUAGAUUCAAGGUCAAUGCAAGGUCAAGGACAAACAUCGAAGACUUCUCGGAACCGAAGCGUCUCUACCGAGUUCUCCAUGUUUCUGCAUGUAGUUUACCGGCACAUCUACCAGAAGCCGUUCUUGACCAUGAUUCGGCUUCCUAUAAAUACAUUGAAAUAUAUGAUUCGUAGCUAGCUAAUACUCGCUAGGUCACGUUUAUCGUCCGUAUUCCCAUAUUCUUUAGCCUUUAACCUGUUUGCUUUCCUAAAGUAUGCAUUCUUGAAUAAGAUUUAAGCCUAAACGCUAUAUAACAUAAAAAUACGGACGCCAACCGUAAACCUGCGAACGAUCUCGCUCGCGUUAACGUCUUUAACGCAAAAGGCCACGAGAGACAUCAACCUGUCAUUGAAAUUGCUGCUAAAAUCACCAAGAAGAGACACGGACAACAUUUUAUGAUGUAAUUAUAAUUCGUAUAAACUGCUAUACUGCCGUAUUUCUAACAAAAAACAAACAAACAAAACCACGACGUACCACGAGCCUUCGGAAAGACGUAGAGACGUCACAGGUACCACAAAAGUGAGCCGUUUGAUAUCAAAUACAAAAUAAAAUAAUAAAAAGGUUUAUAAUAAUAAUAAUAAUAAUAAUAAUAAUAAUAAUAAUAAUAAUUGAAACACACGGUGACGCCUAUCAUAAUUAACGAUUAACACCGGGUCUGUAUUUCACACAUGGAAGAAACGACCCCUCAGAUGUAACCAUGGCAACAAACGUAAACAUUAAGCGUCAGGACAAAAAUGCUAGCGAGAGUAAAUGAAAUAAAAUGACAGCUAGCCCUAGUUAUUUUCAUAUCAUUCAGUUACGAGUAAGUAAAUACAUAUAUACAAACGUGUGUGUGUGUGUGUGUGUUUUUUUAAAGAACUAAUAAAAACAAAGCAAAGCUAAACAACGUGUAAAGACUCGACUUUUAGGCACGUGGCUGACCUGUAGCCUGUAAAGUGUGGCGUACUGUAGGACUCGAGUGUGUGUAACGCACAGGGUCUGUGUGCAUGGCGUGAUCAUAUUACUAGAGCUGCUGGAUAAAGUAUCAGCGUCUCACUCAGCCUGCAAUCUUUCAGGAUGACUAAGACAGCAAAUGUGUGUGUGUACUGUAUGUGUGAGUGUGUGCGCGUGUGUAUGUGUGUGUGCAGAGUGUGUGCGUGCGUGCAUGUGUGUGCGUGCAUGUGUAUGAGUGCGUGUAUGAGUGCGUGUGUGUGUGCGUGUGUGUGUGCGUGUGUAUGUGUUAACACGCAAACGUUUUCCAGAUUUGAGUCGUUGCUGUUAUUUGUUUCUUUAUAUUUUUGCUUUCGUACUCGCAUUUUCCUCUCAGCGCAUUUCUGAAUAGCUGUCGGUGCCACAGCAGGUCCUGUGGUGCGCACUUCAGAAAAUCCUCAGGCGUGGAUUAUUAUUAUUUUUUAAAUAAACUUGGAUAAUUCUUUGGUCUCGAGUGCUGUCGUGCUCUGCUGCGAGUGAACAGCGACGUCUUUCUGACCGCCUCGAACGUCCACACGUUUGUUUUUGUGUCGCAAUUAAAUAAAGCGUGUGUUCGACGGAGGCGCAUUAAUGCGUUCACGGCGCGUACCGUCGAGAGCGCAAGCUUGCACACACUUUAUGGGACUUUUGUUUUAUUGUGUGUCUACAAACGAUACAGAAUUCCAGACUCGCCAAGCUAUAUGCGUCUGCAUUUUAACACCAGAGUCAUCUAAUAAGAGAUAUCACUCGGAAAUGCGUUAAAACGCCAAUAUUAAUCAAUCCGUAUGUGGAAGGAAUGAUUGACGGCGGUGUUGGUGUUUUAACUCACCGAUAUUAACACCUACGGUCUUCAGUCAAACAAACAGUGCUUUUGUUUUUCAGGAAAUGAGAGAAGAAAAUCAGAUGGUUUGGACACAAAUUUGUCAGAAUGGCUUACAGUAAAGUGUCAGGGCUGACACUGGUAAUGAUAAUCAAGAAAGAUCUUCAAUCUUUUAAACAUCAGAUCAACAAUAAAAACGGCAGCCGUAUGAAAUUGUGUUAGUUGAAAAUGAUAAAGAAUGUCAAAGAAAACAGGUAAAGGCGAAGUGUAAGGAAGUCUCAUGGGGGCCAAAAUUUACACCCGAGAGCAUCAAAAAGCUGAAAUCUCGAGCCAUAGGAGUUAAAAACUUAAUCUUUAAGACACUUUUAGACUGAUAUUUAGAUUUGUUUCACUAUUAUUAUUAUAAAAUAUAUUAAUAUUCUACUCUAACUCUAACCUAAUUCUCUUAAGUUUAAUUUAAUGGUGUGCAAACUUUUGGACUCUUUUGACUUUUGAAGACGAUCUUUAAGCUACGGUGCUUCGGACAGACUGGGUUGUGUGUCUGCGAUUCACGAGUUUGCUUUAAGUUUUGCCAAAAGUGGUUGAUUUUGUUUAUUGUUUUCCUUUAAUAUCAGUUUUUACUGUGGUAAAGGAAAUCAGGCCUCUCGCAUCCUCUGGGAUGAUUCUGUUUCUCAGGAUGUUUAGAACAGAUUUAUGUUUCAUCCUCAGUAAUGUUUUCUGACUAGCUGAAAGCUUCGCCAACAAUCGGGAAAAUGGGUCCGUCGCAUCCUCGGCUCGUGUCUGAUUUCUGCCACAGGACAAACCGAGAGUGUGAAGUCUAAAGUCUGAUUAUUGUGUUGCAAACUUUGUGUUUCAAGGAACGAUGCUUGAAUUGUAUUUUUUUUUUUUUAAAGAUGGAAUAAAAUGCUACUAAUUUCA
Molecule: messenger RNA, 5125 nt
Organism: Tachysurus fulvidraco (yellow catfish)
Lineage: Eukaryota; Metazoa; Chordata; Actinopteri; Siluriformes; Bagridae
Gene: rab33ba
Product: RAB33B, member RAS oncogene family a
Exons: 2
Coding region: 215-910 (231 amino acids)
Biological process (GO): Rab protein signal transduction
Cellular component (GO): Golgi apparatus; endosome
Molecular function (GO): GTP binding; GTPase activity
Source: RefSeq, a predicted model, not a curated record